Molecule: messenger RNA, 1125 nt
Organism: Cucurbitaria berberidis CBS 394.84
Lineage: Eukaryota; Fungi; Ascomycota; Dothideomycetes; Pleosporales; Cucurbitariaceae
Product: DUF124-domain-containing protein
Exons: 5
Coding region: 1-1125 (374 amino acids)
Source: RefSeq, a predicted model, not a curated record
AUGUCAGGAUACCAAGCGACUCCGCCGCCGGGUGGAAAUUACUAUCCUCCGCCGCCUGACACAGGCGCAUACGACCAACCAGGACAGCAACAAGGCCAACAGCAAUACUUCUCGCCUCCGCCAGGCGGCCAGUCCUACCCACCACCCCCUUCCUCUCCCCCCGCGCUCCAGCAGCAACAACAGCACUACCCACCUCCCCCGGGCGGUGGUCAACCAGCGCCCCAGCAUGCGCCGCCCCAGUAUGCGCCGCCCACAGAGCACGCGCAGCAGCAACACUUCCCGCCACCCGGCAGCGGAUACCCGCAACAGCAGCAGCAGCAAGGCUACCCGCCGGAGAAAGGCUACCCGCCGGAGAAAGGCUACCCGCCGGAGAAAGGGCCUCUGAGCCCAUAUGGCGCGCCGAGUCAAAGCCCACAGCCAGGCGCAGGCGCAGCGCCCCCAGCGACAGAUGAUGUGGGCACAUUCAACGGUGGGAGCUAUAGGGUGAGCCAUCGAGACACAAACACCAUCUUGACGGUGCAGUUGGCGAUUGGGUGUCCGUUUACUGCGAAGCCAGGCGCCAUGAUCGCAAUGUCCCCAACCGUAACCCUAAAAGGCACCAUGAAAUUCUCCCUCAAAAAAGCCUUCGUCGGCGGCGAGAUGUCCAAGUCCUCCUACACUGGUCCUGGCGAGCUUCUCCUCGCGCCCGCCGCCAUCGGCGACAUCACCAUCAUCAAGCUGGGCGGCCACGAGCAGUGGAGCGUGGGCAAGGAUGCGUUCCUAGCGUGUACUCAGGGUAUUGUUUCCGAGUACAAGAGCCAGGGACUGGGCAAAGCCAUGUUCAGCGGCGAAGGACUGUUCGUGUACAAGAUUAGUGGACAGGGUAUACUCUGGUGCACGAGUUUUGGCGCUAUUAUUCGUAAAGAUCUGCAAAAAGAUGAGAAAUACAUCAUCGAUAACGGUCACCUUGUCGCUUGGAACUGCAAAUACGUUCUCGAGCGCAUAGCUUCCGGGGGUCUCAUGUCGAAUAUGAUGGCUGGCGAGGGGCUGGUGUGCAAGUUUACUGGCCCUGGAACUGUUUUCAUGCAGACGCGGAAUGCGCAGGCGUUCUCGGCGUGGUUGGCGGCCAACGCGGCGCAGGUGUAG